Molecule: messenger RNA, 1337 nt
Organism: Lindgomyces ingoldianus
Lineage: Eukaryota; Fungi; Ascomycota; Dothideomycetes; Pleosporales; Lindgomycetaceae
Product: Clavaminate synthase-like protein
Exons: 3
Coding region: 104-1252 (382 amino acids)
Molecular function (GO): dioxygenase activity
Source: RefSeq, a predicted model, not a curated record
CUUGCGCGACGCGGCUAGCCACGGUCUUUGAACUUAUUUCUUAAGUCUCUGGCGUCAGCUCACUGGCACUCUUGUUUGUAUCUACCUUAAACUGCCCGCAACAAUGGCCUCAACUCCUCCAUCAACAACCGCAACCUUCUCUAGCAUUCCGAUCCUCCCGCUCUCGCAAGCCCUCAACCCAUCCACGAAACCGCAAUUCCUAGCCUCCCUACGCUCCGCCCUGCUCAAUGUGGGUUUUCUCUAUCUGUCCGAAACCGGGCUUCCAGAUACGCUAAUCCAGGAUGUCAUCCACGAGUGUCGAAGUUUCUUCGAGAAGCUGCCGUGGGAAGAGAAAGAGGCAAUUGAGAUGAAGAAUCAGAAGAGCUUCCUCGGGUGGAGUAGGCUUGACAAUGAAACCACAGCCUUCAACCCAGACCACCGAGAACAACUUGACCUAUCAACACCACACCCGAUCCCCGGGCCUAUGGCACCUCUAUACCACAACCUUCUUGCACCGAACCAAUGGCCUUCACCCGCCCAUCUGCCUUCUUUUCGCCCAGUCUAUGAAGACUAUAUGCGUCGCAUGUCAAAUAUAUCCACACUCUUCACUUCGUUGAUUGCAGAGGCGAUUGGCCUCCAUGUCGAUGCAUUCAACAAGUUCUUUGAUCAAGACCAACAGCAUAAGUUGAAAAUUGUCAAGUAUCCUGAAGUCGAUGUUCCGGAUCUGCCCGCUGGCGCAAGCGAAAUCGAUCGAAAGAAAUGGGAGAUUAAGAGGCAGGGCGUUGGACCACACAAAGACAGCAUGUUGACGAGCUACCUGUUGCAGGCGAGCGAUCAGCCCGGGUUGCAGGCACAGAACGCGAGAGGGGAGUGGGUGGAUUGUAAGCCGAUUUCCGGAACGCUAGUCGUUGCCAUUGGUCAGGGUAUGGAAGCGUUGACAGACGGCGUUUGUGCAUCAACCACCCAUCGUGUGCUCAGUCCGCAGAAAGGGGAAGGUGCCAGGUACUCGGUUCCAUUCUUCCAGGGCGUAAGCUACGACGCGAAGUUUGAGGCCAUGGACGUGCCCGGCGAGGUGCUCAAGCUACGAGACGAAGCUCGGAAGGCAAGACGGGACGACGUCGAGUUCACCUUCGUCAAAGGGCGAUGGGGGCAUCUUGGCGAGGCCACCCUGAUGAACAGAGUGAAGAGCCAUCCGGAUGUCGGCGAACGUUGGUACCCCGAAUUGCUUGCGGAGAUCCGUGCACAGCAAGCUGUUGCAGCGAAAGCAUCAUAAUCAGGCUUUCCUCACAACACCUACCCAAAACAUCACCACCUUUUCAGAGUGUGCCCUGACUGUGCAACGUCCUGCAGCAGUAUCG